This is a messenger RNA of Dunckerocampus dactyliophorus (ringed pipefish), 3752 nucleotides long. Its product is annotated as tripartite motif-containing protein 2-like. Lineage: Eukaryota; Metazoa; Chordata; Actinopteri; Syngnathiformes; Syngnathidae. Bases 311 to 2293 code for a protein of 660 amino acids. Gene Ontology annotation, biological process: proteasome-mediated ubiquitin-dependent protein catabolic process; protein polyubiquitination; negative regulation of translation. The record is from RefSeq and is a predicted model, not a curated record. The transcript is spliced from 14 exons. Gene Ontology annotation, molecular function: protein binding; translation repressor activity; ubiquitin protein ligase activity.
UCCACCUCCGUCUGCUGCAAGCUGCUGGUGUUGCCAUGAUGAUGAUGAUGGGAUGAUACCCCCGCCCCCUCCCAUCUACACUGGAGAAAAGGAUGGCUUGAGGCUGGAAAACACACACACGCUGCUCCACCGCAUCGCACUUCAACAUGGACGCCAUCCACCACAGCAGGUAACACCUUCUUCUCCCUUGUGGCGUGACAUCAAAAGUGCCAGCCAUGUUUGAGUUUGUGCACUGAAGUAGCGGAGACGUCGCGUGACCACCAGGCCCUCCACCUGCAAGGGGGGCGUGUCCAAAAGCUAGCAUUGGCAGAUGGAGGCGCAGCAACACUCCCCUGAAAGCAGCAGUGAGGAGUGCACCGUCCUGGAGGCUCCGCCCACUAAAGACACUUGCCCGCAACACGGCGGCAAGGUGUUUGACUAUUGUUGUGAGUGUGCAUGCAUGCUGUGUGACGAGUGCGUGCAUGACCACAAAGAACACGCCAGGACACCUUUAAGCCACGCCCUGGAGCAACACCGCAACACCUUGCAGGCGAAGCUAACAGCCGCACAUGACAGACUUCCACAAAUUUCGGACGCCGUGGUCCUGGUCAGAGAGAUGGUACAGCAGCUGACCAAUCAGAGGGCUGCCAUCGAAGAGGACAUUGUGGGCAGCUUUGAGGACCUCCACAGGCAGCUGGACGUAAGGAAAAGUGUUCUUCUCAUGGAGCUGGAGGUCACCUUCGGACUCAAGCAGAAGGUUCUCCAGGCUCAGCUGGAGAGCCUCCUGCAGGGAGAGAGCACUGUGGCAUCUGCCUGUGCACGUGCAGAGGACACCUUGGCAACGGAAGCGUGCAGUGGCAGCUUGGAGGCGGAGCUGGAGCUCAAGGAUAAGCUGGAGGAGCUGGUCGGGUUUCACUUUCCAUGUCAGCCGGAGGAGAACGACCAGCUGGACCUGGUCCUGGAGACGGACGGCCUCAGAAAAUGGAUCCACAACCUGGGGACCAUUGUGACCACCAGUGCUGUGGCGAGCCAAAGUGAGGCCAUGGGUGCUGGCCUGGAGCAGUGUAUUGUGGGACUUCCUGCCUCUGUUACCAUAGUAACAAGAGACAAGUCAGGAGGCGCCUGCAAGAGCGGCAAUGCCAUCUUGUCAGCUGAGGUCUUCACACCUGACGGCAGCAUUGUCGACGGAGAGAUGGUGGACCGCAAGAACGGAACUUACGAGUUUGUCUACGUGGUGCCCAAAGAGGGCGAGUUCUCAUUGGCCCUGCGCCUGUAUGACCAACACAUCAAAGGAAGUCCCUUUAAGCUGAACGUGAGCAGGCCGCAGGUGUCACCCUCCUCCGCCACGGUCAACGCCACAACGUCCACAGGUUCCUCCGAGGGCGCCAAGAGACGGGGCAAGUCCCCUGGGCAGAAAAAGAAGGGCUCCAAGAGGGCCAGCAGUGCCCUGGGAACGCCGCGCCGCAAAACCCAGAACCCCAUCGAAGAUGACCUCAUCUUUCGAAUUGGAACCAAAGGCAGGAACAAAGGAGAGUUCACCAACCUGCAAGGAGUCGCCGCCGCCUCCGACGGGAACAUCCUAAUUGCUGAUAGCAACAACCAGUGCGUGCAGAUUUUUUCCAGCCAGGGAGAAUUCAAAAGUCGAUUUGGUGUGCGCGGGCGGUCGGCAGGGCAACUGCAGCGCCCCACUGGCGUGGCUGUGCACCCCAGUGGUGACAUCAUCAUUGCCGACUAUGACAACAAGUGGGUCAGCAUCUUCUCCAGCGACGGCAAGUUCAAGGCCAAACUGGGCUCAGGCAGGCUGAUGGGACCCAAAGGCGUAACUGUGGACCGCAACGGUCACGUCAUUGUGGUGGACAACAAAGCAUGCACGGUGUUCAUCUUCCAGCUGAGUGGCAAGCUCGUCACCAAAUUCGGGAGCCGCGGAAACGGCGACAAGCAGUUUGCAGGUCCACACUUUGCCGCCAUCAACGAGAACAACGAGAUCAUCGUGAGCGACUUCCACAACCACUCUGUCAAGGUCUUCACGCCAGAAGGAGAACUGCUUCUCAAGUUUGGCUCCAACGGCGAGGGCAAUGGACAGUUCAACGCCCCCACCGGUGUGGCCGUGGACGUGAACGGGAACAUCAUCGUGGCUGACUGGGGCAACAGUAGGAUACAGGUGUUUGACAGCAGCGGGUCUUUCCUGUCCUACAUCAACACUUCGGCUGACCCGCUGUACGGGCCACAGGGAUUGGCCCUGACGGAUGACGGACACGUAGUGGUGGCCGAUUCAGGAAACCACUGCUUCAAAGUGUACCGGUACCUGCAGUGAUGGAGGUCUGGGUGAGGCCAGAUGGUGUCCUUGAGAUGUGGACAUCUACGAGACAUUUUGAUGUCAUUUUGUAUUGAUGGUGGUGGUGGGAGAGGAAGUUUUUUCUGUACUUAACCUGCCAGCCUCCAGGGAGCAGUGUAGCAGCAGUAAACGCUAACUUCCUUAGCAUGAAGGUCAAGGUGUAGCUGCUACAUGGGCUGUGUUUCAGUUAGUGCACUUCUGUACUUAUACUUUUUAAUGCAUAAGACCCUCAGCAAUGUCCAAACGCUCCAAACACAGAAACAAUCCAAAACCAAAAACACACAAAAAGCGGCUAAAUAUUGCGAUCAUGUUUUCCUGUAAGUGUACAACAACAGUGAUCGAUUUGGGACAGCAGUUCACUGUCAAAAUUCACACACACUCAGGAAUGAAGUACACAGUAUACUCACUGGAGUGUAAACAUGGAAGUGCAUAAAUGAAAACACAGCCAUGGACUCACUGAGGAGCCCUGUGGAACAACACAGUAUGACAAAUGAGCCUGAUUGUGUCGAAAGAAUGAGUUUACAUUUUGUGCUUUUAAUGUGGAAUAAUAACUACAAUGUGUGCACAAUGAUUAGUCAAGUUGUAUUUUUGAGGAUGGAUUUAAUUAUGGAACUAUGCCACCUCUGUUAGUCUUGAUGUUUCCACCGUGUCUCGUUGAGCGGAGCAUGAACAAAUUGUCCUUCUGGUACCCAAAACCCAUAAACCCUAACCCCUACCCCUAUAUGGUGUUGCUCUCCUGUGGCCACAACCACACAUACACAUCAGCACAUAUGCUUUCAUCCAAUAAGCAUUCUACUUCAUACAUGCUACAGUAUAUACAUCUUGGACUUCCAUCCUAUGAAAUACUCACUAAUCAUUGUGUACAUUCUAGCAUGAUUGCGUGGAUUCGUGUAAUAACACGGAACCAUUGGAGUCCUGUCAUCAUUCCGCUCAUUCCUGACUUGUGAAUGUUGACUUCAUGGAAUGGUCAGUGAAUCUGUGCGUGCGUGCGUGCGUGCGUGUGUGCGUGUGUUCGCUCACCAGCAACGGCAGCCAAGACCAAGACGACAGCCAGCCUACUGGUUCCGCUGAGUGGGCGGACUCAGCAGGCUGAUUCAGGAAGUGACAUCAUCACGGAUGUAGUGUAUGACGUGCGUGCAUUGAGGUUUUUUGUGUGCCAUGUUUCACGUCGUGUGUGUGAUGAGAACUAUUUUUAGUCUGCACUGAAGCUAACUGGCUAGUGCUAACAUGUGUGUUGCAUCAACGCUUAUUAGCAUGUUGACAUGUUGCUACAGUACUUUUCUGUUAAUUUAUUAAGUGAUGAGCAAAGACAAUAACGUGGGCAGCUAACUUGUUGUCCAUGCUAAUGCUAACAGCAUACUAGCCAACAUAAUGGAUGUUUAUGUUUACCACAUGAAUCUUUCUGCAUGUCCAAUCAAUAAAGACUUCCUUCAUCCGC